AUGCUGAAACUGGACCCCCUGUUUCUCUUGGUGGUUUCCAUGUCGUAUUUCAACCCCGAAAAGGCCUUGGCAGCCCCAGCAGAAAGCGAUGGAUCUACUCAAGGUCGAGUCCCUCUUGCUCCACCUUAUGCUGUGGUCCUUAUUUCCUGUUCAGGGCUAUUAGCCUUUAUCUUCUUGCUCCUCACCUGUCUCUGCUGCAAGAGAGGAGAUGUUGGAUUUAAGGAGUUUGAAAAUCCUGAUGGGGAAGAUUUUUCAGGGGAAUACACCCCUCCUGCUGAAGAGACUUCCUCUUCACAGUCCAUCCCUGAUGUAUACAUUCUGCCACUUUCAGAAGUGUCUCUACCUGUUCCUAACACCCAGGCGCCUAAAACAGUAAAACAGACAGGAUUCAGCAGACAAGACCUUAGUUAUCUUCAGGAGAUUGGAAAUGGAUGGUUUGGAAAGGUAAUCUUGGGAGAGAUUUUCUCAGACUAUACCCCAGCUCAAGUCGUGGUGAAGGAGUUGCGAGUUAGUGCCAGCCCAUUAGAACAAAGAAAGUUUUUAUCAGAAGCGCAGCCUUAUAGAAGCCUCCAGCAUCCUAAUAUUUUGCAAUGCCUCGGACUUUGCACAGAGACAAUUCCUUUCCUCCUGAUCAUGGAAUUCUGCCAAUUGGGAGACCUGAAGCGAUAUCUAAGAGCCCAGCGGAAGGCAGAUGGUAUGACCCCUGACCUCCUCACCUGUGACCUAACAACCCUGCAGAGAAUGGCAUAUGAGAUAGCACUAGGGCUCAUGCACCUUCAUAAAAACAAUUACAUACACAGUGACUUGGCACUAAGAAACUGCCUACUCACUUCUGAUCUGACUGUUCGAAUAGGGGAUUAUGGCAUCUCUCACAACAAUUACAAGGAGGAUUAUUAUAUCACUCCAGACCGCCUAUGGAUCCCACUGCGCUGGAUUGCUCCUGAACUCCUUGAUGAAGUUCAUGGGAACCUGGUUGUGGUGGAUCAGAGCAAGGAGAGCAAUGUCUGGUCUUUAGGGGUAGCGAUAUGGGAGCUUUUUGAAUUUGGAAGUCAGCCAUAUCGCCAUCUGUCAGAUGAAGAAGUCCUGACAUUUGUGAUCAAGGAACAGCAGAUGAAGUUGGCAAAGCCUAGACUCAAGUUGCCCCACUCAGAUUACUGGUAUGAAGUGAUGCAGUCUUGCUGGUUGUCCAUUGAACAAAGACCUACUGUGGAAGAACUUCACCUCCAGCUUACAUAUCUACUUAAUGAAUGCUCCAACCAGACAGAAGAAAGCUUUGAAUGGCGUUGGAAUGCACUUAAACCAAGCAAAACAUCAGUUGGCCCUUUACGACACUCAGAAGAGAUCUCUGCAUUUCCUCUUUUAGAUAAUUUUAAUGGUGGUGAUGGAUUUCAUGCUGACAUGGAUGACAUAUUGACUGUAACAGAGAGCAGUCGUGGACUCAACUUUGAAUAUAUGUGGGAGAAAGCUCGGCUUGGACGAUGGAAAGCACCCUCACAAUGCCAAGACUACCCACCAACUAAUGGGGGACUAACUGUACCUGCCAAUCCUUUUUAUGACUCCAGUCAUCAGCAUUCACGCCAGAGCUUGGAGACACCGAGUGUGGUUCCAGUGAUUAGUGCUCGUAGUCCCUCUGUAAGCAGUGAAUAUUAUAUUCGCUUAGAGGAGCAUACAGAUAGGGGGAGUGGUGUGGACUGUACUGUUUGUGCUCCUAGUCCAAUCUUUGAAAGAAAAUAUGAUUUACAAGAGCAGAGAUCACUCCACCAACAUGUGCCACUUGGGAGCCCAUCAUCACCUCUUGAACCUUUGUUUCCAUCUGACUGGGACCCUCUUGAGAGUGGAAGAACCAGCCCUGAUGAACCACCUGCCCAUCUGAUUUUGCAUGAAGUUCCUAAACUUAUAGACAGGUGGACACCAAGUAACAAUAACCCUUUUAUUGCUGUAGGAAGAGAAUUGCCUCGUUAUGUUAACCCAUUCAGAGGUUCAGUUGAAAGAGACUUAUCCCGACAGGUACAAGAGACCUCCCUAAUGGAACCUUUACAAGAUGUAUUUUCACCUGAUUCCAUUUUGAAUGUUUAUCAAGACAUUGAUGAUUAUAGAAGAAGUUGGGAUUCUGAUACAUUAGAAGAAAGAGGAGCAGGAGAGACUCUGGCUGGAGAUCCUGAAUCACUAGCUGAGUUUUUGGAUGACCGUUCUUCUCCUUGGGAUUGUGAAUGUGAACCUUCGCUAAUGGAAGACCAGAGUACAGAGAGCAGCAGUAGUAGCACAGACAAUAGUAAUCAUCGCAAUAUGCCCUCCUGCCCUUUGUGCAGUAGGGGAGUAAUGGGUAGCUUACAAAGGUGUACUUGUGCUAUGCUACGAGGGGACGUUGUCAUUGAUUGGACCACACAUGUUUCCCUACAUCAUGACCAUUAUGUUCUGGAUGAUGACUCUUCUUUAAAAGUUGAACAAGGUUCUUUAUCUGACUGUUCUGUACCAGCACGAACAUUUGGUGAUGGUGAUCUGUAUACUGGAUCCUUUGCAGAUAGUCUAUGCCCCCCAGAACACCAGGAGUUUUAUGACCCUCUUAUGGGAGCAGCUGUAAAAAGUUAUGAUAUUCAAGAUUAUCGGAAUCGUGGUCAUUUAAAGGUAUAUGAUUCUCUGCAAAAAAGUGUUUCCAAUCACCCACCAUCACCUUUUAUUGGUAUUUCUAAUUCAAUGGCUAAUUGCAGUGUCAUUGUUCCUAUUGAAAUCCCACCCCUGUCUACGCUAGCUGAGUGCAUUGAAGAGGAAGAGACUAUAGAGAUUACACCAGAUGUGCAAGAAAGAUUGCCAAUGAACCAUAAUUCUCUGCACACAGAGAAUACUUCUCAAAAUGUAUCUAAAGGAACAUUAGACUCUGAUUCAUUGGACAUUCCAUCUAACACCAGUUCAUCUGAUAUGUGUAGUCCAGCUUCUCACAACUCAUCCCCAGGGGAAAAGUUUGGAGACAGCAUCUAUGAAACAGAGAGCACUUCCUCACCUGAACCUAUUAUUAAAGACACAAAUGAAGGGGAAGAUGUGGAACUUAAAGAUUCAAAAUUACAGUUGACGCCAAUUUCAGAGUCAACUAGUGACUUGACAUUGACAGAGGACUUGUCUGAAGCACAAGCUACUCCUGUAGAUGAGGGAUCACUAAGAACACUUAAUCUGGAAAUACCGCAUAGAGAUUCUGCUUAUUUUUCUGAUUAUGAUACUGAACCAGAAAAGCAUUGUAGGGCAGCAAAACAAAGACUUAAUGAUGAGAGUCAUAAUGGAUUUUCUAAAGAAGAAGAAAUAGUAACAGAAAUAUUAAUACAAGAAAAUGAUAAACAUCAUAGAGAAGAGCAAAUGAUGGAAGAGAACAAUGACAUUGACACAGCUAUUAAAGCAAUGCCAGAAGAUGUGCCUUUUAUUUCAGAUGGCAAAGAAUACAAUGACCAAAUGGAAUUGGUUAUUGAUAAAAGAAUGGAUGUUGGAGAAGAAACUUUGAACUUUAAUGGUGGAUUAGCUUUCUUAACAGAGGAAGGUAAAUCAAGUUAUUUGGUUUCUAAAAACAAUGAUUCACACUUUCAAGAACAGAAUGAAAAGUCCCAACUAAUUGCUGAUGAGAAGAAUGCUAAUGACAAUAUGCUCAAAAAGCAACCAGAAAGUGGAUUUGUUGUUCAGGUUUGUAAAGAACAGCUUCUUGUGUCUUUGAGAGAAAAUGUGACUAGAAAUGUCCUAUCUACAUUUGAAUCAUCAGGAACAGUAAAUUCCUGUAUCCUAAAAGAUCAGGCUGUCCUGAAAUUGUGGUCAUUGGAGCCAAAAGCAAAUACAGAGCCUCUUAGAAAUGAGCUCUUCUGCAACAAGUCAUCUGAGCAUUUUGAUAAUCCAAAGCCUGUAGACAUUAAUCCUGUAAACAGUGAUCACAAUAAGGACAUAGACACAAGUAAAGAUUUCUCUACAAAGGAGCUAAAAGAAAUGAAUGAAGAAAUCAAUCAUAGUGUAAGUCAAUCACAUGAAAAUGAGAACAUGAUUGAUUUGGGAGAUAAAAAGGACGACCAUGUAACCUCUUCAGAUCCAAAUAUACCAAUAUCUGAACAGGAGGCUGAUAACUGCUUAAAAAUAUCAGAAGAGAAUCCUAUUACUAAAACAGAGGAGCAACAUCCAAAACUUUUCCUUGACUUUGGAGCAGCAUCAAACUUUGGAAGUGAGGCUAUAAAAGCAAAAGUAGCCAGACUGUCGCUAUCUCUUCCACCAUUAAACAUCCAAGCAUUCCAGAGUUCUGGUGUUCGUAAGUCUUUCUGGGACAGGGGGGAGGAAAACAUACAUGACUUAUCUUAUAAAGAAGAAGAGGAAGAGGAAGAGGAUGAUUUUGGUUUUCCAAAACAGCCGAAAACAGGCUCAGAAGCUGAAGGAGAUGCAGUGGGAGUUCCCAUUGUUGUGACUGAGAUGGAUGAUGGACGCUAUCUGCGCAGCCUACUGAAAUCACCAAAAUCAGCUGAUGAAGUAGAUGAUGAUCUUGAUAGAAAGAGGAAGAUGGUGUCCUUUUUUGAUGAUGUCACAGUUUACCUAUUUGACCAGGAAACUCCAACAAAUGAAUUGAGUAAUCAAAAUAUGGAGAAUGAUCAGAGUUCACAGAAUUCCUCAGUAGACUCAAGCAUUGAUGCAUUUUCAACAUCUGAUGGUUUCAGCGAAAGUUUUGAAUGGGAUGAUGAUUUUCCAUUAAUGACCCAGAAUUCAACAUUUAUUCCUAUGGCAAAUGAGGGAGCCCUUAUGAAGUCCCAGAUAAGUCCAACAUCGCCAGCACCCCACAACUCAUUUCAAGGAAAGAAGGUUGAAAAUAACCUGAUGGACUCGUUGAGAUUUACUCGUUUUACAGUCUCUCCAGCUGUGGAUCCACAUUUGACAGGGUGUGAGACUGAUAUUGCAUCCUCUGCAGGCACUAUUGAAAACUGAAUCUGCAAGCACUUCUACAGGAGAGACUACCGUCUCAAAAGAAUAAUAUAACCAGCAUGGUCCUGUUCUUUUAUCUGCCAUAGAUAAUCUGCUUGGACAUUUCCAAGCUAUGGAACAAAUACAUGAAAAAGUAAGAUAGGUCUCUACAGGAUUAAC
Bombina bombina (fire-bellied toad) is the source of this 5091-nucleotide messenger RNA. It is a transcript of the gene LMTK3, whose product is annotated as lemur tyrosine kinase 3. The record is from RefSeq and is a predicted model, not a curated record. Bases 1 to 4935 code for a protein of 1644 amino acids. Gene Ontology annotation, molecular function: protein kinase activity; ATP binding. The transcript has 15 exons. Lineage: Eukaryota; Metazoa; Chordata; Amphibia; Anura; Bombinatoridae. Gene Ontology annotation, biological process: protein phosphorylation.